AUGGCAAACAUCGCAAAAAUUGAAUUCCCGGCUCUUAAUAUCACCGGAGAAAAUUAUAUGCCGUGGACGGCACAUGUUAAGCGACAUCUCAAGUCAAUGGGUGUUUUGGAAACGAUAACGGAGUGGAACGAGUGUAGCGAUCAAGACAAGGCAAAAGCCGAUGUCUUCCUCCAUAAACACAUUGAUGAAGUGUUGCAAUUUGAAUAUUCAAAUUUUGAGGAUCCAUACUUUUUGUGGGAAGAUUUAAAAAGCAGAUUUGAUAAUCAAAGGGAAGUUUUACUUCCCACUGCUAGAGAUGAAUGGAACAAUCUCAGGUUCCAAGAUUUUAAAAAGGUGAAUGAAUACACCUCUGCUUUGUACAGGAUAUGCUCAACGCUCCGAUUCUGUGGGCAAACUGUUACGGAGGAAGAUAUGUUGGAGAAAACUUUCUCCACAUUUCAUGCAUCAAAUAUAAACUUGCAACAACAAUAUCGGUUGCAAAAGUUUCAAAGAUAUUCUGAUCUAAAUUCAUUUCUCCUCGUAGCAGAGAAAAACAAAGAGCUACUAAUGAAAAAUCAUCAAGCUCGUCCCACUGGAUCAUUAGCCAUUCCAGAAGCAAAUGUUGUUAUUAAUGAUGAUAUUAAAGACUCUGGAAGAAAAUGGGGACGAGGCCGUGGCCGUGGCCAUUUUGGUAAAGGUAAUGGUCGAAAUUAUUCCUUCAAAAGAAAUAAUAACUUCUGA
This is a messenger RNA of Helianthus annuus (common sunflower), 720 nucleotides long. RefSeq lists its product as uncharacterized. The record is from RefSeq and is a predicted model, not a curated record. The transcript has a single exon. NCBI's taxonomy places the organism in Eukaryota, Viridiplantae, Streptophyta, Magnoliopsida, Asterales, Asteraceae. Bases 1 to 720 code for a protein of 239 amino acids.